GGGCAGGAAAAAAAGAAAGUGAGAAAGACAUAAGGAAUAGGGAAGGAGAGAGAGAGAGGCAGGCAGAGGCCAUGCCUUGGACCGGUCAGCUGUGGGGGUCCGGUGUUUGUCUUGCAGCAACCUUGCCCCAGCUCAGCAAAGGGUGAAUGUAGUGCUAUGGAGCAUCCAGAGAGCAAGACUGCUGGUGCCAAGAAGGACACAGCAUUGUGGGGAGGUGCCCCUCAGUAUGACUAUAUCAACUUUGAAUCCUGCACCAGUUAUGGGAUCCCAUUGGAGGCAGGGCACGAAGCCGGGGGGACCGAAGACAACGUGCAUUACCAGGAGAAGGCCCUCAACCACAUGCAGCUCUAUGGCCAGUACACAGACCAGCUCCCCAGUCUUUCCCCAAAGGAAGCUGCUGAACUCCUGAGUGAGAAGAAGCCCCAAGAAAGCGGCCAGAGCCCCCUGAAGCGAGUCAGUCAGGCUGAACUCAAAGAGGAACGCUACUCCAAGUGCCAUGCCUGUGCCAAAAGCAUCCAGAAAUAUUUUACCAAGAAGUUGGGAGAAGACUGGAUAUUCUUGGUUCUCUUGGGUCUUGUCAUGGCGCUGGUGAGCUGGGGGGUGGAUUAUGCCAGCGCCAAGAGCCUACAAGCUUACAAGUGGAUGUACAAAGAGAUGCACCCAAGUAUCCCUAUGCAGUACCUGGCUUGGGUCACCUACCCCCUUGUCCUUAUCCUCUUUGCUGCCCUCUUCUGCCAACUCGUCUCUCCACAGGCCGUGGGCUCUGGAAUCCCUGAGCUGAAAACUAUUAUGCGGGGAGUCGUCCUCAAGGAAUACCUCACGCCAAAAGCUUUUGUGGCCAAAGUUGUAAGCCUGACAGCUGGUUUAGGAAGUGGGAUUCCUGUUGGGAAAGAGGGUCCCUUUGUGCACAUUGCCAGCAUCUGUGCUGCUGUGCUCAGCAAGUUCAUGUCCAUCUUUUGUGGUGUAUAUGAGCAUGCCUCUCUCUGGCUGGGCUCUCUGUUCCAGAAUGUGCACAGGCAGCUCGACCUCCUGGUGGCGGCUUGCGCAGUUGGAGUUGGAUGUUGCUUCGGGGCUCCUCUUGGAGGUGUUCUUUUCAGCAUUGAAGUUACUUCCACCUACUUCGCAGUCCGCAAUUACUGGCGCGGCUUCUUUGCAGCCACAUUCAGUGCCUUUGUUUUCCGAGUCUUUGCUGUCUGGAAUAAAGAUGCAGUCACCAUCACAGCCCUGUUCAGAACCAACUUUCGGAUGGAUUUUCCCUUUGACCUACAGGAACUGCCAGCUUUUGCUGUAAUAGGAAUCUGCUCUGGGUUCCUGGGAGCAUUUUUUGUUUACUUCAAUCGGCAGGUGGUUUUGUCUGUCCGACGACAUACAGCCCUAAGUCAAUUCCUAACCAAAUACCGCCUUGUAUAUCCAGGGGUCAUUACCUUCCUCAUAGCAUCAGUGACAUUCCCCCCAGGCUUUGGACAGUUUAUGGCUGGAGAGUUGAUGCCCAGGGAAGCCAUCAGCACUCUGUUUGAUAACUUUACUUGGGUAAAGCACACAGAGGACCCCCAGAUCUUGGGGAGGUCUGCAGUUUGGAUCCAUCCCAAUGUCAGUGUGUUUGUCAUCAUUCUCCUCUUCUUUCUCAUGAAGUUCUGGAUGUCUGUCGUCGCCACUACCAUGCCGAUUCCCUGUGGAGGCUUCAUGCCUGUGUUUGUGCUGGGAGCUGCCUUUGGACGGCUGGUUGGUGAAAUAAUGGCCUGGUUUUUUCCUGAUGGGAUCAUCUUCGAUGGCAUUGUUUACAAAAUUCUCCCUGGAGGUUAUGCAGUAAUUGGAGCUGCAGCCCUGACAGGUGCAGUGAGCCACACGGUGUCCACAGCAGUCAUUUGCUUUGAGCUGACGGGUCAGAUCUCCCAUAUCCUGCCCAUGAUGGUGGCCGUCAUCCUUGCGAACAUGGUGGCCCAGAGUUUGCAGCCAAGCCUUUAUGACAGCAUCAUCCAAGUGAAGAAACUGCCCUACCUGCCUGACUUGGGCUGGAAUCAAAUAAGCAAAUACAAUAUCUUUGUUGAAGAUAUUAUGGUGUGUGAUGUACAAUUUAUCUCCUCAAGUUGCAAAUACCGUGACCUGCAGACCAUGCUCCAAAGCACCACUGUCAAGACCCUUCCUCUGGUUGAUUCACCAGAGUCCAUGAUCCUCCUGGGCUCAGUGGAACGGUCAGAGCUCCAGGCCCUUCUGCUUAGACACCUCAGCCCAGAGCGACGUUUGCGCCUCACCAAGGAGAUGCAGCAGAAGCUGGCUGAGUCCUCUUACGAUGGGCACAGCAAAUGGAAGCACGAAUCUUUUGCUUUCGUAGAUGAGGAUGAAGAUGAAGAGGAGAAGCCCCCGCUGCCCCAGCAGCCUGCUUCAGUUGCUAGUCACCCAGAAGAACCGAACGGCCCAGUGACUACUCACAAGCCACUGCCAGAGACACCAACACCUCAGGAAACACAAGGUCGGAGAUUCUGGCGUUUGAGGAGAUUGAUGCGGCAGCUCCUGUGCCUUUACCACUCUUCGCCUCGGCCAGAGGCUGCUGAGCAGGAGUCAACAGAGAUUGAAGACCCAAUGAAAGCAGAGGAGAUAGAAGCUUGGGAACAGGAGCAACUGGAGGAAGAGGUGUGCUUUGACAGCUGCCGUAUAGACCCCUCUCCCUUUCAGCUGGUGGAGGGGACAUCCUUGCACAAGACACAUACCUUGUUCUCCCUGCUGGGACUCACGCAUGCCUAUGUAACCAGUAUGGGGAAGCUAAGAGGUGUGAUUGCACUGGAAGAGCUCCAGAAAGCAAUUGAGGGCUCCACAAGCUCUGGUGUCCACCUCCGUCCUCCCCUUGCAAGUUUCCGUGACACUACUCAGAUUUCAAGCAACAAAGAGCAUGCCAAAUGGGCCUCACAGGGGUGGAGCAAACGGAACAGUGUUGUGGCACCUGAGGAAACUACGGUGGACUUGGGGACAGAGAACUCAGUGGCCCCCAGCUCUGGCUGCCCACAUCCAUCUUCCUCUCCUGAGGAAGGGAAAGGGAUACGAUCUGCAUCAGUUGCCGAUAUGGAACUUGAGGAAAUGGAGCUUUCUGGCCCAGCUGCUGAGAACAUCUCAGACAUCCUCAAGGACCUCAACCUGCGCUCCACAGACCAGGAUGAGGAUGAGGAUGAGGAUGAUGUGCCACUAUAACUGUAUAGAGAAGGGGCCCAUCCACCCCUUCAUUAAACUGCUUCUGCUACACUUGUGCUUCAAGGAGAGGUCUGUGGCCUGCCUCUGUGGUACGAACAGAUGGUAAUGCAAGUUGGAGAGCCUUGGCUGAGUGCCCUGGCUCUUUCUUCUACCACCACAAAUGGUGGAGCGCAUGGGAGGCAAAUGGGCUAAAGGAACUUUGGAUUAUAUUCUCUGAUCUCUUCUCAGUUGAGGAGGAUUGUGGUGUGUGUGUGUGUGUGUGUGUGUGUGUGUGUGUGUGUGUGUGUGUGUGUGUGUGUGUGGUAUUCCCUAGGCCUUGUCACCUGUGUGGAGAUGUUUAUGGCAAACUGUGUCAUAAUUUCCCUUCAGAAGAACCCGCCGCCGGUCUCCUGCUCCAGCAGCAUAUCAUGAUGACCAUCACUAUUUUUCUCACCCUUUUUGAAGCAAAACCAAUCUGAAGAUGAAGGAUUUAAUCCAGGCUCAGUCCAGUUGCAGAGAUAAUCCAGCCCAAUUUGUGAACAUGUUCAGAAAGAGAAAACAAUUGCUUUCGUAUAGAAAGUUUGCAGUGUCCUCCUCUUCCCUUCAGCAUAGUUCCUUCAUGUUCCAAGUGUGAAAUUGUCACACACACACAGACACACACACACACAUUGCUUCAUACAGCUCACGAACAACUCACAUCUCAAAGUUCCAGCCUUAAGCAAUAUGUUCCUCCUGCUGCCACCUUCCAGGUCUACCCUUAACGUGCCAGAAUCCAACAAUCUCCAGCUAUAUUUUGAAAACUUUCACUAGUGCGUGGUGUUAGGGAUGAGAGGGAAGGGAUGUGGUUACAAAAACUAGAAGCACAGCUUAUUUUUUAUUAGGGUGGUAUCACUGCCCCACCCACUGGGGAAAAAAUAAUGCAGUGGCAAUUGCUCAAUCCAUAUCACUUGAUCUGUAUAUUUUUCUAGGACUUUUGAGGAAUGAAAAAUGAUCCAAGAGAAAGCUCCUGUGCCAUGAUCCAGUAUAGUGUGCAUAACAACCAAAAAUGUGUGCCCAGAGCCCUUUCUAGAUGCUGGACUCCUGCUGAUCAACUCUUUCGUGGGGAAAGGAGCCAGGAAGGAGGAAUGAAUCUAUUCCACCAAACAGGCUGGCCUCUUCCUGCACUAUAGAAGGAGACAGUGUACACAGUGUAUCGUUUCAUGUGUGUUGACCCAUCCAGCAAGGGAAACUCAUGAAAAAGCGUGCUCUUGCACACAUAAUGUCCCUAACUGAAUCAAUGUGGUGCUGUUUGUUAAAAAAAAACGAUGGACAAAAUGGUAAAACCAGAAUGGAGAUUUCCAAGGUCACCCAAUCAUUGGUGAGGCAGGAGUUUGAGUAAGGCUGAAUAUAUAUGUUGCCUAGGUCUUUAGACUGUCUUGUUUUUAUGGCUUUCUAAGCACAUUUGGAAAUGUUUGCAUAACAAUUGUCUUAAUAUAAGAAAUCUGGGAAGAAA
Molecule: messenger RNA, 4654 nt
Organism: Hemicordylus capensis (graceful crag lizard)
Lineage: Eukaryota; Metazoa; Chordata; Lepidosauria; Squamata; Cordylidae
Gene: CLCN1
Product: chloride voltage-gated channel 1
Exons: 23
Coding region: 157-3183 (1008 amino acids)
Biological process (GO): transmembrane transport; chloride transport
Cellular component (GO): membrane
Molecular function (GO): voltage-gated chloride channel activity
Source: RefSeq, a predicted model, not a curated record